Messenger RNA from Ilyonectria robusta, 2907 nucleotides. Its product is annotated as CYTH-like domain-containing protein. Gene Ontology annotation, molecular function: polynucleotide 5'-phosphatase activity. The coding region runs from base 149 to 2731 and encodes 860 amino acids. The transcript is spliced from 3 exons. NCBI's taxonomy places the organism in Eukaryota, Fungi, Ascomycota, Sordariomycetes, Hypocreales, Nectriaceae. The record is from RefSeq and is a predicted model, not a curated record. Gene Ontology annotation, biological process: polynucleotide 5' dephosphorylation; 7-methylguanosine mRNA capping. Gene Ontology annotation, cellular component: mRNA capping enzyme complex.
AUGCGAGACGUGCCAUUGCCCUUGACAUUGACCCGACGCCGUCUCGCCUGGAGCUGCCCCGACACACGUUGUCGGGCACGGCACGACUCCAACCCCAACGCCUCAUCGACCAACGCAGCCGCCCACGCCCAGAGCGAACCCGACCACGAUGGAUCUCAGAUCCGUCCUCAACACCUCGGACAACGGCGACCGCGGCCAGCCCAAAGCGCCUCCGACGCCUAAGCAGCAGCCGCCACCCCCGCGACCGCAGGAACCGCAGCAUCUUCGCCAGCAGCAGCAGCAGCAGCAGCCUCGUCCAUCGCAGAGCCCUGCCCAGUACUCGUAUCGCGACUACGCUCGUCCACCGCCGCAACCAUCGCCUGGCAAGCCGCCGCCGCAAGAGUAUCCCCCCCAUCCUCACCACCUCCAGCACCAGCAGCUCCAACAGCAGCAUGCUCCGCCGCAACACCAGCUCCAGCUCCAACACCAACAGCCUCCGUCCAACGCAUACCCCCCGCAGCCCUCCCCUUACCAAACUCCUGGGCCGUAUCCUGGACGUCCUGCGCCACCGCCGCUCCAGUCCACCGGCUCGUUCCACGAUGUGCGAUCCCCCGGUGGCCCGGCUCCAGCUCCUUCGCCAUACCGACCGGCGACGACACCGUCCACGGCCUCGGGAGGCCCCGGGUUCCCGUUCCCUCCCUCGCAACCUCCGCCCGAGGUGAACAGCCCCAUACAGCGCCACCAGUAUCCUCCCGCGCAAUAUCAACCGCAGCCUCAACCCCAACGACGCGAAAGCUUCUCCCAAGUUCCUCAAGGCGUCGGCCAAGGCCACGCCCCAGGCCCGUACAUGCAACAAGGGCAGCACCCAGUCCCACAAACACCACCCAUCGGUUCGGCCGCCGGCUCCCAUUCAUACAUCCAUCAACGCUCGCAGUCCACACACUCGACUCCCACACCGACUUCAGCUCAAAGCCAGCAUCAAUACGGGCCACCCUACGCCCAGGCCAGCCCCGUUGCCGCGUCGCGUCCUCCCCCGGGCGAUUAUAGCCGCGCUCCCUCCCAGCCGCCCACGCCCGUGGGCCCGCCCUUGUCCGCUGGCUCGAGACAACCUUCCCUCGCCUACGCGCAGCCGCCAAGCCCUUACCAACAAAGGCUUUCAUCUGCCGCCGGUGCUCAAGUCACGCAAACACAAGCACAAGCACACGCACAAAGCUCGCCGCCUCCUCCUCCACCGCCUGCUAAACGUAUUUCAACCAGCUACGAGUCCCCUGCACGUGAGAUCCACCAAAGAUCUCAGUCCCACAGCGAACGAGCCCCCAGCGCUUCCGUCAGUCCCAAGACCCGCGUUCCAUCUCUCCAGAGCAACCCCGACUUCGCUCCCCAAUCGGUCGAAGCAGAAAGCAGGUUGAACGUCACUGCUCAACCCAUGGUCAUUGACUCGGACCGCGCAGUCACGCCAGCGAAACGAAAAUUGGAGGAUCGUGACCUGAGCCCCAAAGAACUUGAGCACCGAGAAACUCGCCCUCCACCCGGUGAGGUCAACGGAGGUCACGUCCCUGGCCAAGCCCGAAGCUCCAAGUCCUCCAGCUCUCCCGUCAUGCCUCGGAAGAAACGCCUCCGCCGGCCUGAGCCGCCAAUCUGGGCCCAAAAUGCUCGGACCUUGGGCAAGUCGAUGCCAAAUCACGCCAACUUUGUUCUUCAAAAGAGAGCCCACGCGCCUGUGAAUGGCAAGAGUGAGGGCAGUGCUCGUCCCAGCCGCCACACCUCCCCUGAGACGACAAGAUCCCAUCAGGCCAGCCACAGCCAACCUUCCCCUGCUGAGCCAGGUCCUCAAGACAUACUCGGUCCAUGGGAAGCCAGCAUCACUGGCGUCAAGCCGUACGAAGAAAUGUCCAAGACGGUGGCUGAUUGGUUGUUUAUCAAUGUCAUAAACAAUGAAGAUAUGCAAGAGAUUGUCAGCCGAGGGAUUCAAUUUGAAAUUGAAGCCAAGCUGGGAACGCUCAUUGACAAGGACACCAACCAUCGUGUGGAUAGAUUACUCGAUUCCGAAUGCGUACUCCACGACAGUCCUCGAAUUGCCUUCCGGAGCAGCAUGACUGAGCACAAAUACUUCAACGACUUCCUCAACCAGACGGUCAUUCAGACUGACCCUCGUGCCCCCAAUGGCAACACCCGCGUCCAAGUUCUCUACAAACACCGCCGCGAGAUUGACCGCUUCUUCGAACUCCCGUCAGACCUCCAGGGCCGACUCCCCGGUUGCAUGCGUGCACGCCUCGGCUCGCGAAGCAAAAACGUUCGCGUGCGCGUUACAUACGAUCAAAAGACGCGCGAGGUUCUUGGCAAGAUCAUCAAGGCUCGCGUGGCGGAUAUUAACUUACACAUGCCCAUGUGCCCCAUGGAUUGCCGUAUCAGCAUCAACCUCGAAAUGGACUGGGAUGGCGACGUGGACGAGCUGGAGCAAUUUGCGACAAGUCAAGUAGAUCGACAGCCUGAUCGUAACAAGGACCGGCUCAGUUACACGCAUGGACAUUAUCAGAUCGACCUCACGCAGGUCUCCCAUUUAUCAAACGGCCCAGGGGGUGCUCAAAGGAUGGACAAGGAACACGAACUGGAGAUCGAACUGGCUCCAGGAAUUACCAUCGACCAGGGCCGCAAAGCCAUCAGCGGCGCACCGCAUCGAUACCAAGAGCUCGUCGAGGGCUUCGUCGACAACGUCCGCAUCCUCGCUCGCAAAGCCAAAGAACUCCCCUAAGCUCAAAACAUACGCAAACGACAACUUGUAUCCUCGGUGGACAUGGAAAACUGCUGCGGAGGAAGGACUAAUCUGGGUUUCAAACGGUAGUUCGGCGCUCCUUGCCAAAAUAUUAAGAGAAUGGGUGGAAGGAAAGAAUUGUGUCUAAGUAGAAUAGGGCUAUCAGGUUACGGGGC